Molecule: messenger RNA, 222 nt
Organism: Parathielavia appendiculata
Lineage: Eukaryota; Fungi; Ascomycota; Sordariomycetes; Sordariales; Chaetomiaceae
Exons: 2
Source: RefSeq, a predicted model, not a curated record
GUCCUCCGCCAACGACAACAACAACCCUUCUCCAUCAUGCACAACCUGCGCACCUUCGCCCGCUCCUUCGAGCCACACCCCUUCCAGCGUCUACCCGUGACCAGCCACCCGGCCCCGGCCGACUGGGGCCGGCUGGUCACACGAUCCGUCAAGCAGGCUACGGUAUACUUCCCGCUCGGUUUGGCGCUGCUCGGCUGGCCAUAUCUCGGCUCUGUCGUGCUC